UCCCGUGCGCGUACCGUAGACAAAUCUCAAUGUCAAGAGCGAACAUUAACGGAGAUUUUCUUCUUCACAUCCACAAUUUAAUUAGCAUUCUGUGUGUGUUUGGUAAGAUGACUUGAUGAUGAUGAUAAUUAAAAUGACUGACAAUUAAUAAAAGCUAUUAUUUUAGAAAAGGUUUGUUUAAAUAACUGUAAAUCAUCCAUCCGUCUCUGGAUGCUAGCGAAGAAAUUAGCCAACUUCCGGGUUUCCUGUCAUUCAAGCCGGUAGACGUCACCAUGUGGGCGGAGCUCUUGUCUCCUGUCAACAUAUUUCACGACAUAAUUCACGGAGGAUGUCCAGCAUUUAACAUGCAAAACAGUCGGAUUUUACACGAGGAGAUUUUUAAAAGGUUUUAAAAGCCUGCUUGUGAGGUGGGUAUAGUAGUUUUAUCGAACAAUGGAGGGACAACAACACCAUUGCGGACAUGACUUGGCUCUUCGUGAAUGACACAUUAGAUCUCCGGUUGCAUGCCGUCCUCCUCCUGUGAUCAACAGGGAAGACGAAGGUUUUAUAUUCUAUAACGUCUUAAUUUCUAUUUAACAAGCAUAUAAAUUGAUGACAGUAUGAGGAGCCGCAGUAAUUCAGGAGUGAGAUUGGAUGGAUUUGCCAGACUUGUCCAUGAAACAAUAUUAUGCCAUCAGAAUCCAGUGACGGGUCUCCUGCCAGCGAGUGAGCAGCUCAAGGAUGCCUGGGUCAGGGACAAUGUUUACAGCAUCCUGGCCGUGUGGGGUCUCGGCAUGGCAUACCGGAAGAACGCAGAUCGUGAUGAAGACAAAGCCAAAGCCUACGAGCUUGAACAGAGUGUGGUCAAACUCAUGCAGGGACUGCUGCAGUGUAUGAUGAGACAGGUGGCAAAAGUGGAGAAGUUCAAGCACACGCAGAGCACAAAGGAUUGUCUACAUGCCAAAUAUGAUACAGCCACCUGCGCCACGGUGGUUGGAGAUGAACAAUGGGGGCAUUUGCAGGUAGAUGCGACCUCACUGUACCUGCUCAUGCUGGCUCAGAUGACAGCUUCAGGUCUACGCAUCAUAUCUAACUUGGAUGAGGUGGCAUUUAUCCAAAACUUGGUGUUUUACAUCGAGGCGGCAUAUAAAGUGGCUGAUUAUGGAAUGUGGGAGAGAGGGGAUAAGACCAAUCAGGGAAUUCCUGAGCUGAAUGGAAGCUCUGUUGGAAUGGCUAAGGCGGCAUUAGAAGCCAUUGAUGAGCUUGAUCUGUUUGGAGCUUACGGAGGCCCAAAAUCAGUGAUUCAUGUUCUGCCAGAUGAAGUCGAACAUUGUCAGUCUAUUUUGUGCUCCAUGCUUCCUCGCGCCUCCACCUCUAAAGAGAUUGAUGCCGGUCUGCUGUCCGUGAUCUCCUUUCCUGCGUUUGCAGUGGAGGAUGUUGAUCUGGUGAACAUCACCAAAAGUGAUAUCAUCAACAAGCUGCAGGGACGCUAUGGUUGUUGUCGGUUUAUCCGUGAUGGAUACAGGACUCCAAAAGAGGACCCCACUCGACUUCAUUACGAUCCAGCAGAACUGAAACUCUUUGAAAAUAUUGAAUGUGAAUGGCCAGUGUUUUGGACCUACCUAAUAUUGGAUGGGAUUUUCAAUGAGGAACAUGAGCAGGUGCAGGAAUACAGAGAAGCCCUUGAUGGAGUUUUGAUCAGGGGGAAUCAUGGGAUUCGACUAGUGCCUGAACUCUAUGCUGUACCUGCUGACAAGAUUGAGGAGGAGUACAGGAACCCUCACUCCGUGGAGCGUGUGGCUGCUGGCCAGCUACCACACAUGUGGGGCCAGUCGCUGUAUAUCGUGGGCAGAUUGCUGGCUGAGGGAUUUUUGGCGCCGGGAGAAAUUGAUCCUCUCAACAGGAGAUUUUCCAAAGGGUUCAAGCCAGAUGUUGUUGUGCAAGUGAGUGUAGUGGCUGAAUCAGUGGAGAUCCAACUACUGCUGAGGGAUCAUGGGAUAGACGUUCAGACAGUGUCUGAGGUUUCACCCAUCCGAGUCAUGCCAGCUCGCAUCCUGAGCCACAUUUAUGUAAAAUUGGGUAACUGUAAGAAACUGAAUCUGAGUGGACGGCCGUAUCGUCACAUUGGCGUCUUGGGAACGUCAAAGUUCUAUGAGAUCAGAGAUCGUACCUAUACAUUCACCCCACAAUUCAUUGACCAGCAUCACUUCUACUUGGCCCUGGAUAACCAGAUGAUUGUGGAGAUGUUGCGAACAGAGCUUGCCUACCUCUCUUCCUGUUGGCGUAUGACAGGAAGACCUACCCUCACAUUCCCUAUCACAAAGAGCAUGCUGGUUGACGAUGGUGACAGUUUUGAUCCUUGUAUUCUGUCUACACUGCGCAAACUUCAAGAUGGAUACUUUGGUGGUGCAAGGGUACAGAUGGCAAACCUCUCCUCAUUCCUCACCACAUCCUUCCACACUCAGCUCAGCUUCUUGGAUGUCGAUUCUGAAGACAACCUGCUGGAUGAGGAUGAGGAAGAAGAUGAAGAUGAAGACAGUUUUAGGCCCUCAGGAGGUUCUGGAGACAUGUUUGAACAGUACCUCACAGAUCUGCUGCACAGCACUGCCACAAAAUGCCAUUUACCUCCCAUCCAGGGGGGGCAGCACCACGUUUUCAGCGCUGAACACACUACCAGGGACAUUCUGUCUUUUAUGGCCCAGGUUCAGGGAAAAAACAUGCCCAAAUCUUCCAUGUAUUUACCUAUAGCCCCCAUAAUGAGCAAACACAGAAAGUCUCUGAAUCUGCUUGAAGUACCACAACGCCUUGCUUCUCACUUUACCAAGGCUGAUAGCGUGGACCUGCACUUGCCACAUGAUGCUCAUGGGAACACAGACUUUGCAUAUCUGGCUGACCAACUUCAGCACUGUCCAACCCUUCAGGAUCAGGCAGAUAUCCUCUAUGUCCUCUAUGCUAUAAAGGGUCCAGACUGGGUGGUAAAUAUAUCAGGUCAGGGUGAGGUUACCGUUCACUCACUGCUGGAGGAGCUUUAUGUUCGGGCAGGGACGUGUAAGGAAUGGGGUCUCAUCCGCUACAUCUCAGGCAUCAUGAAGAAAAGGGUGGAGGUCCUUGCUGAAGCCUGCACAGAUCUGAUCUCCCAUCAUAAACAACUGACUGUGGGUCUUCCUCCUGAACCCAGGGAGAAGGUCAUCUCAGUUCCACUUCCCCCUGAAGAACUGAUAAACUUGAUCUACGAGGCCAGUGGACAAGAUAUCAGCAUUGCAGUCCUUACACAGGAGAUUAUGGUGUACUUGGCCAUGUAUGUCCGGUCACAGCCGUCUCUUUUCGGAGACAUGCUUCGUCUGCGUAUCGGGCUUAUCAUGCAGGUGAUGGCCACAGAACUCGCUCGCAGUUUACAUUGUUCAGGCGAGGAGGCAUCAGAGAGCCUAAUGAGCCUCAGUCCAUUCGACAUGAAAAAUCUAUUACAUCACAUCCUGAGCGGGAAAGAAUUUGGUGUUGAAAGAAGCGUGCGUCCGAUUCAGUCCACAGCCGUAAGUCCUGCUAUAUCCAUCCAUGAGCUCGGACACACAGGUGCCACCAAGACCGAGCGCACAGGCAUCAGAAAACUGAAGACUGAAAUUAAACAGAUCUUUACCAGCAGUCAUUCCAUCAACAGUAAUUUCACGUCCCCUCGUUCAACGCGAUGCAGCAGUCCCUCUACUCCCAGUGGGAUCCUGUCCCCGACCGGUACAGGUGAUUCACAUCUUCAGUGGGAAGAACGUCAGGGUCAAUGGCUGAGACGACGUAGGCUGGAUGGAGCCAUAAAUAGGGUGCCCAUGGGCUUCUACCAGAAGGUCUGGAAGAUUCUGCAGAAAUGUCAUGGCCUCUCCAUUGCUGGCUAUGUUUUGCCUUCUUCCACUACGAGUGAGAUGACAGAGGGAGAAAUAAAGUUUGCAGUACACGUGGAGUCGGUCCUCAAUCACGUCCCACAACCAGAGUACAGACAGCUGCUGGUUGAAACCAUUAUGGUGCUCACCCUUGUGGCUGACAUGGAGAUUUCAAGUAUUGGUGGAAUUAUUCACAUCGAUCGUAUUGUCCACAUGGCUAAUGAUCUCUUUCAGCAGGAUCAGAGAUCACAAGGGGCGAAUGAGUAUUUCUUGGAGAAAGAUGCCGCCACAGGAAUCUGCAACUUCUUUUAUGACAGUGCCCCUAGUGGCAGCUAUGGUACUAUGACUUAUCUUUCAAAGGCUGUGGUCACAUAUGUGCAAGACUUCCUGCCAAACAGCAGCUGUCUGAUGCAGUAAUGGCUGUAAUUCCUAUAGUCUUUCACCUUAAGGACUGAUCUGGGACCAGUUUAAUAAAACCUAACAGAGAAAAAAAAAUUUACAAAAAAAAUCAGUUGAUCUCAGAUCUCAAGCAUGACCGGAAAAGUCAGUAAACAUUAGCUGUGCAUUUUUUGGUAGUCAAGAAAUUGUGAAAUGCAGAUAAUAGCCUAUCUAGAGUAUUAGAUCAAUUAAUUUAUAUUUAGAAGUUCUAUUAUAUCUUUAAAUUAUUUUUAAUAAGUUAACUUAUUGACUUACUAUUUUUAGUCAUUUUAAUCAUAAUUAUUUUAUGCUCAUUGAAGUGUGUUUUAUUUAAAUGUGUGCUUGGGACACUAUGUUUGCUUCUAUGUACUUGUUUGCGCUCUCUUUUGUUGAGUAGUUACAAAACAGUUAUAUUACAUUAUGUUAUACUACUGUAAGUAUUAUGUUUUCCCUAAUAUUUAUCAUGUACCCUGAUGUUGCAUUCUUAAAAUACU
This is a messenger RNA of Misgurnus anguillicaudatus (oriental weatherfish), 4756 nucleotides long. Lineage: Eukaryota; Metazoa; Chordata; Actinopteri; Cypriniformes; Cobitidae. The record is from RefSeq and is a predicted model, not a curated record.